Molecule: messenger RNA, 2574 nt
Organism: Lathyrus sativus (Indian pea)
Lineage: Eukaryota; Viridiplantae; Streptophyta; Magnoliopsida; Fabales; Fabaceae
Source: the annotation of a GenBank genome assembly
AUGGCGGAAACCGGCGCUGACGGAAACGGUUUUACCUCUCUCCACGGCGACUUGGACUUGACGAUAAUUGCGGCUCGCCGGUUACCUAACAUGGACGUCGUUUCGGAGCGUUUUCGCCGCUGUGUUACCGCUUGUGAUACUAUUAAAUACAAUUCAACUUCUGAUGCAGCAGAUGAGAUCACUCAUAAGGAGCACCGACAUCGGAGCAAGAUCAUUACGAGUGAUCCUUAUGUCACUGUUAUGGUGCCGCAAGCUACGGUUGCACGGACGCGAGUGCUUAAGAACUCGCCGAAUCCGGAGUGGAAGGAACGGUUUAACAUUCCGUUAGCACAUUCGGUUGUCGAUUUGGAGUUUCGUGUCAAAGACGAUGAUGUUUUUGGUUCUCAAACUAUGGGGACAGUUAAGAUUCCGGCGCAGAGAAUCGCCACCGGAGAGGCUAUUUCCGGUUGGUUUCCUAUUCUUGGGACCAACGGUAAACCGCCGAAACCGGACACUGCGCUUCAUUUGGAAAUGAAGUUCACGCCGGUGGACCAGAAUCCUCUAUACCUUCGCGGCAUUGCGGCUGAUCCCGAGCACAAAGGCGUGAGGCACACAUAUUUUCCGGUGAGGAAGGGGAGUUUGGUGAGGCUUUACCAAGACGCACAUUGUCCCCACGGAACUGUACCAGAGAUUAAGCUUGAUAACGGUAACAUUUAUAAAGCGGAGAAUUGUUGGGAAGAUAUAUGUUAUGCUAUAACAGAAGCUCAUCACAUGGUUUAUUUAGUGGGUUGGUCAAUUUACCAUAAAGUGAAGCUUGUUAGGGAACCUACUAGACCUCUGCCACGAGGUGGGGAUUUAACACUUGGUGAAUUACUUAAGUAUAAGUCUGAAGAAGGGGUGAGAGUUUUAUUGCUCGUUUGGGAUGAUAAAACUUCCCAUGAUAAGGUCUUCUUCAAGUCGACCGGAGUAAUGAUGACUCAUGAUGAGGAAACAAAGAAGUUUUUCAAACAUUCUUCUGUCAUGUGUGUUUUGGCACCUCGCUAUGCUAGCAGUAAGAUGAGCUUCAUUAAGCAACAGGUUGUUGGAACUGUCUUCACACACCACCAAAAAUGUGUUAUCGUGGACACACAGGCUUCUGGUAAUAACAGAAGGAUAUCCACUUUUAUAGGAGGUCUUGAUUUGUGUGAUGGUCGCUAUGACACACCCGAGCAUCGACUUUUUCGUGACCUCGAUACUGUAUUUGCUGGUGAUUUCCACAAUCCUACAUUUCCUUCUGGAACAAGGGCUCCUAGACAACCGUGGCAUGAUUUGCACUGUAGAAUUGAUGGACCUGCUGCAUAUGAUAUUCUUAUUAAUUUUGAACAAAGAUGGAGAAAAGCAACUAAGUGGAAAGAGUUUGCAUUUCUUUUUAAAAAAGCUUCUCAAUGGAAUGACGAUGCUUUAAUAAGAGUAGAACGCAUCUCAUGGAUAUUAAGUCCUUCUCAUCGUACCUCAAAGGAUGAAUAUACAACUGUUCCAGGGGAUGAUCCUUUAGUAUGUGUUUCGAAAGAAGAUAAUCCUGAAAACUGGCAUGUCCAGAUCUUCCGCUCCAUUGAUUCAGGAUCCUUGAAAGGAUUUCCCAAACGUGUUGAUGUUGCUCUAUCCCAGAAUCUCAUUUGUGCUAAAAAUUUGGUUAUAGACAAAAGCAUUCAAACAGGAUACAUCCAAGCUAUCAGAUCUGCUCAACAUUUCAUUUAUAUUGAAAACCAAUACUUCAUCGGAUCUUCAUAUGCAUGGCCAUCUUACAAAGAUGCAGGGGCUGAUAAUCUUAUCCCAAUGGAAUUGGCACUGAAAAUUGCUAGUAAAAUCAGAGCUAAUGAGAGAUUUGCUAUUUAUAUUGUUUUACCGAUGUGGCCAGAAGGUGAUCCCAAAUCUGGAGCUGUGCAAGAAAUUCUUUUCUGGCAGGCUCAGACAAUGCAAAUGAUGUAUACUGUCGUUGCUAAAGAAUUGAAAUCAAUGCAACUUAAUGAUGUGCACCCACAAGAUUACCUCAAUUUCUAUUGCCUUGGAAACCGAGAACAUUUCAAUGAAGAAAGCUCAGGCACAAAUGGUGCACCGGUCUCUGGAGCAUAUAAAUAUCGCCGAAAUAUGAUUUAUGUGCAUGCCAAGGGGAUGAUUGUGGAUGAUGAAUAUGUUAUAGUGGGAUCGGCCAACAUAAACCAAAGAUCUAUGGCUGGUACUAAAGAUACUGAGAUAGCUAUGGGUUCAUAUCAACCUCAUUACACAUGGUCUGCGAGGAAAAGACAUCCACAUGGACAGAUUUAUGGUUAUAGAAUGUCACUUUGGGCAGAGCAUCUUGGCAUGUUAGAUGAAACUUUUAAAGAACCAGAGAGUUUGGAGUGUGUACAGAAAGUGAAUGAAAUUGCAAACAAUAAUUGGCAAAUUUACUCUUCAGACGAAUUGUCACUUAUACAGGGACAUCUACUUAAGUAUCCUGUAAAAAUUGAUUCUGACGGGCUGGUCAGCUCAUUACCCGACUGUGACAGUUUCCCAGAUGCUGGUGGUAAGAUAUUGGGGGCUCAUUCCGCCACAAUUCCAGAUAUCCUAACAACGUAA